CAUGCAGUUCAAGUUUCAUAAUACCAAGAAUUUAUGAAUGCUCGCUUUUCUCAGAAAGAGCGUGUUUUCUUGGAAUCAACGUAGUUUGGCGUACUUUUGGUUUUGGUUUAUUGAGGGCGUGCGAACAGACUAGCUGGCAAAAGUAUUUGCGAAUUAUUGUACAUUGAAUAGUAUAGAAGCAUAAUUCAAGACUAAAUUACAAUGUCAAAAGAAAGGUUUGUAGCACAUGUUUACGAAGACGAUUAUCGUGAAAUUCAAGAGCUUGUGCAGCACUAUCCUAGUAUUGAAACCGGGGGUGAUCUGUUUGGUUUGUGGAAAGACGAGAGAACCAUCAUCAUCCAACAAUUUAUCGGGCCGGGAAAGAAGUGUAAACGCACUACAACAUCUUUCCACCAAGAUAUCGAGUAUCUGCACAGAGUUGGGUCGUUGAUUACAACCGAGGAAGGUUUAUGCAAUGUCGGUGAAUGGCAUUCACAUCACCAGAUCGGAAUGCCCGAGCCGAGUGCAGCUGAUCAUAGGACGGUGUUUAGUAAUAUGCCUCAUCUUGGCUUGGAGCGAUUCGUCCUUUUCAUUGCCAGCAUUGGAGGAAAAGGUUCAAGCGGGAAGAAGAGAUCACAUGAUGUGGAGCUAGAUGAUAUCAAGCUACAGCCCUUCCUUUUUUUGGGUUCCACACAACAAGUCGUUAAAGGUAUUAAAUUGAGUGAAGUUCGAUGAAACUAUCUUAAACUAACUAGAAGGAUUUGGAUUGGGAUAAGGGAUAAGAUUAGGCUUAGGAUUGGAUUUAGGAUUUUCUGAUGGGCAUGCCUAUAUUUACUGUCUGUUUGUGCAUGUGAUGUCUUGAUUAAAUAUUUUUAUGGAUUGUUUGCAGGAGAUAUUAAGAUAAUCCCUGGCUCCAACCCACAUCGUCUUAACGAGAAAGCAGAAAACGAGAUCAAAAAAGGAAAAGCGUCCCCACCACUAAAACAUAGGGAAGAAGGCAGCGGCCCACGAAAGCCAGAGAAGAAUAAAAGAGAAGAAAAAUCUGAAAAACCAAAGAUUGUUCCAACCCUUAAACAACAAGCAAAACCAAGAGUGGAGACGCAUGGUGAAUCUGGGGCAAAACCUCCAGCACAGAGCAGCAGUGAUGAUGAACGUGGUGGUGGAAAACCUCAAGAUGAUCAACAGCCUCGACGUCGAGAUCAAGGCCAGAAAACAGCAAGCCGAAACCGCGAAGAGAGAGGAAAUCAAACACAGAUGAGAGAUGGCUUUAAUAAUGAGAAUCAGUCACCAAACACGAGUUUAGCAGCUCCCACAGGUUAUGGUUCUCAAAGUCCACCUACUCAAAGUCCACCCCAAAGGAAGCACGUUAGGGAUGCCUCUUCACAAUUUGGCACAGCACAAGCACAUGGUCGUGGUAUCCAAAUGAAUAUGCCACCUACUGGUGGUGCUUAUUCCAGUGAUCAGAGUCCGCAACGUGCAAGUUACACACAACAGACAAGCCAAAGAUCACCAAGGGAGCGAGGUUACGGAGCACAACACACCAAUCAAGCACAAGCAAAAUAUUGCAGUGAAUGGGUACCUACCGAGACGAUGUGCGCGGAGGGAUUUUUUUAA
Molecule: messenger RNA, 1593 nt
Organism: Paramuricea clavata
Lineage: Eukaryota; Metazoa; Cnidaria; Anthozoa; Malacalcyonacea; Plexauridae
Source: the annotation of a GenBank genome assembly